Messenger RNA from Hypanus sabinus (Atlantic stingray), 919 nucleotides. It is a transcript of the gene ercc1, whose product is annotated as excision repair cross-complementation group 1. Gene Ontology annotation, molecular function: damaged DNA binding; single-stranded DNA binding. NCBI's taxonomy places the organism in Eukaryota, Metazoa, Chordata, Chondrichthyes, Myliobatiformes, Dasyatidae. Gene Ontology annotation, cellular component: nucleus; ERCC4-ERCC1 complex; nucleotide-excision repair factor 1 complex. The transcript has 9 exons. The coding region runs from base 9 to 845 and encodes 278 amino acids. Gene Ontology annotation, biological process: meiotic mismatch repair; mitotic recombination; nucleotide-excision repair. The record is from RefSeq and is a predicted model, not a curated record.
UCCCGCCCAUGCACGUAAAAGACGUUACGUCGGGAGCGGCGAGAGCGGUUUCCCUCUUUUACCGGCUCAUGGCCGGUCGAUCGCUGCCCGUUCUCCCAGGGGGAAGGGUUGCGGGGAGUGAAUUUGGCCAAGAAGGCCCCCAAGUGCCCCUGGAGGGUGCUGUGGGGACACGGGCUGGCGCCUCAGAAGGUGGAUUGAGAGGAGGCGGGGGCCGGACGGGGAGCAUUGUCGUCAGCCCUCGACAGCGAGGGAACCCUGUCCUCAAGUUCAUCCGUAACGUCCCCUGGGAGUUCGGGGAGGUGAAUGCGGACUACGUCCUGGGACCCUGCACGUGUGCCCUCUAUCUCAGUGUGCGUUACCACUGUCUAAAACCGGAUUAUAUUCACCACCGUCUCCGUCUACUCGGGAAGGACUUCACUCUACGCCUUUUGCUGGUGCAUGUCGACACGAAAAACCCCCAUGAUAUCCUCAAGGAGCUGGCACGCAUCAGUAUCCUGGCUGACUGCACCCUGAUUCUGGCCUGGAGCGCUGAAGAGGCAGGACGAUAUCUGGAGAGUUAUAAAGUGUAUGAGAACAAACCAGCCGACAUUCUGAAGGAGAGAGUGGAGCAAGACUUUCUCUCUAAGAUCACCGACUGCCUCACCACUGUCAAGUCUGUGAACCGGACUGAUUGCAUCACUCUCAUCAGCACGUUUAAGACUCUCUCAGGGAUUAUUGAGGCCCCUACAGAGGAGCUGUCCCUCUGCCCUGGUCUAGGUCCCCAGAAGGCUCAGAGAAUCCACGAUCUCCUCCGGGAGCCAUUCCUCCGGGACCAACGGACACAAGACAGAACGAGCGAAAUCUGAGAAUGCUGUCCCCAUGGCGGAUCAUGGCACGAGUCUGGGAAAGGCUGGAAAUCUCUCAGUGAUGUUUGGGGGGG